Messenger RNA from Ostreobium quekettii, 1797 nucleotides. The record is from the annotation of a GenBank genome assembly. Lineage: Eukaryota; Viridiplantae; Chlorophyta; Ulvophyceae; Bryopsidales; Ostreobiaceae.
AUGUCCGACAACAAGGUGGUGGUAGCUGUGGACUUUGGCACCACCCGUACAGCCUACGCAACAACGCAGCAAGGGCUGGCUGAGGAUGACAUCGAGGUCCGAGUUCCAGCUGGUGCCAGCAACCUCUGUACGUAUGACUCUAAAACCCCAUCCAAUGUGCUGAUCGACAUGGAGGGCCAAAAGGCCAUUGCUUAUGGGUUCACUGCACAUGAGAGAUAUUGGAACAAGCCUGAUGGCGACUGGCUGCUUUUCCGCUGGUUCAAGAUGAAGCUGCACCAAUCCACCACACAGGACCCCAUGGUCAAGGCCCUGAAUGGGAGGUCACUGAAGCUGUCAGUUGUGCUCGAGAAGUCGCUGGAGUACCUGAAAAACGAUGUAGUGAGUACCCUGAAUGCCCAGAAAGGGCUUGGUCUUUCUCCUGAGGACAUCAUUUGGGUGGUCACUGUGCCUGCCAUCUGGAAUGACUGGGCCAGAGAGAUGAUGAGGACAGCAGCGUUCAAGGCGGGCAUGAUACAGAGCCAGCGGUCCAAAAACCUAAAGAUUGCGCUGGAGCCGGAGUGCGCCUGCAUUUCGGUUCAGAUGGAGAAGAUGCAAGGCGUCUUGACUGAGGUAGGGCAGAAGCUGAUGAUCCUGGACUGCGGCGGAGGUACGAUCGAUUUGACUGCGCAUCAGGUGGAGGCCACAGACCCUCUGGGGCUUAAGGAACUGAUGGCUCCCGAGGGCGGCCCGUUCGGGGCCACGAAAAUUGAUGAGAAUUUCUAUAAGUUCUUCGAGGACUUGAUCGGGCCAAGCAGGUUCCAGACCCUCAAGCAGAGCAGGGCCUACCUCGCCCUUACCCGUUACUGGGAAGACAAGAAGGUCUCGUUUCACGGGAACGAGAACGAAGAGGACGACGAGUGGCUGGCUGCCUUGAGCAUUGGGGACGUCGUCCUGAGUCUCAACAUGUGCGGCGAGAUGGAGGGCCUUGUAUCGAUGUGGAAUGCCCGCAACCCGCACCGCAAGGCUGAGGCCCUGAGCGACUCCAGCCUGGGCCUGACCUUCGAGCUCAUGAUGUCCUUCUUCGAGGGACCGAUCAAGAACAUUGUGGACAAGGUGAACGCGGUGAUGGCCGACCCCAAGAACCAGGCGGCCCUAAAAGGACUCAGCUUCGCCGUGAUCGCCGGCGGCUUCGGCCGCAGCCCCGUGCUUCAGAAGCGCAUCAGGGAAAACUUCGAGAACAGUGCAGUCAGGGUGGUCGUCUGCAGACACCCCGACCUAGCAAUCGUCAAGGGCGCCGCGGCGUUCGGCAGCAGGCCCAAUCGAUUCUUCGAAUCCCGCGUUGCCAAGUUCACCUACGGGGUGGGCACCAGCAGGGUGUUCGACCCGACGGACUCCCGCCACAGGCAGCACGAGCACUGCAAGUACAUGGGUCCCGACGGGAAAUGGAGGAUUGACGUGUUCAGCGUGCACGGGAGGGCCGGGGACGACAUAGUCGUGGGUAGCGCUUGCGGCAGGCAGAGAUACCGGCCGUCCUUGCGCGAUCAGGACACCAUCACGUUCAGGAUCCUCGCGACGGAGGCGCAGGACGUGUUCCUGCAGGAGGAGAGCGGCGUGCGUGUGCUGGGCUCCUGGACGGUGGAGGUGGACAUGUUGGACGACUACGACGAGCGCUGGUUCCAGGUUGAGUUCUCUUUCGGCGAGACGGAGACCGUGUGCAGGUGCUUCAAGGAGGCCAGGGGCGGGGGGGAGGGGCCGGAGGUGAACGUCAUGGACGUCGAAUUCCCCAGCGACAUCCACUGGACGGCGCCAACGAUGUGA